Messenger RNA from Anastrepha obliqua, 3093 nucleotides. RefSeq lists its product as uncharacterized. Lineage: Eukaryota; Metazoa; Arthropoda; Insecta; Diptera; Tephritidae. The transcript has 7 exons. The record is from RefSeq and is a predicted model, not a curated record. Bases 491 to 1477 code for a protein of 328 amino acids.
CUGCCAAGACACGGAAUUAAGACGCGCCUUCGCUUAUUUGUCGUCGUCGCUUUCGAGUCGCUUUUACCUAAGUCGUUGAAAUAAUCGCUUACAAAAUACAUACAAUCAUAAAAAAUCAAUGAACAAAUAGAAGCAAAAGAUUGUAUUGCACGCGUUUAUGAAAAUCGUUAAAGCGUGCUGGAAAAGAAAAAACAAAAACAAAAACACACCAUACAAAAAUAGCAACAAUUGUAGCCACACGUACGUACAUACCACCUGUUGCUGAGAGGAUAUUUUGCAGUUACCUUUCAUAUUUGGAAUCGUUGUCGAAUUUCGCUAUAGAACGGCCAGCCAAAGCGUUUAACGCUAAAAUUUGUCUAUUUUAGUCAACGCAAACGCUUCGUAGUGCUCAUACAGUGGCCCUGGACACGCUACCUAACUGAUCGCAGUCAACCAACAUCACCAAUACCGCACAAAUUUAACCCACACAUACACAUCAGAGACGCACAUUAUGAGGCAACAACAGUUAUUUGCAAUCGCCGCUUGCCUAUGCAGCGCCGCUGUAGUGCUCGUAUCCGCUGUACCACUGCCAGCUGGUAACCAGGAAUUAGAUAUGUUACAGAUUCCACUUUCAGAUGGGAAGGAACUGGAUGUUUUGACGCUUGGUGCCAAAGAUCAAGAACAAAUAAUCGCUGAACGAAAUAAACGAACGAUUGGUCUAUUGCGUGAGCUGUUCCCAGACAUCACAAAGAAUGGUGCAACAGACACACAAAUCGAUUUAUCAGCCAUAAACAAACAACUCGAGGAGACAAUACGUGUGGCGCGUCAAGUGAAGGAAGCUGAAGCGGCCGCACAAGCUAUUGCCCAACAACAACAAUCGACACAAUCAUCGAUACCCGCACAAUUGCCCAUACCAAGCAAAACGGAUCCCAAUGCGCCUAUUCAAUUGAGUUUUAACAAUGAGGUCGCGCCAUUGUCCUCCACUCCUGACAGCUCGAAGCCGGUUAACAAUGAUCUGCGCCUCUCCGAUUCAAAGUCACCAGCCAUUGAUGAACUUACCUUGGAUUCUAAUGAGGACACAGCCGAUUUAGAUGAUCGCAAUAAAAGCAAUUUGUUCAAAAGGUUCCUGAGCUUCGGUGGAGCCGGUGUAGCAGGCGGCUCAGGCGGUAAUGGCGGCAAUGCGGCACCCGGCGCUGGUUCCGGCAAUUUCCUGUUCGAUAUCAUACGUUUAUUCUCAGGCAGCGUGCAGACACAGGGUGGUGAUGAAGCAGCCAACGGCGCCAACAGCGUAAACGGCGGCGCUGAUGCCAAUGGUGAUAGCGAUGCGAAUCGCGCUGCUGAUGGUUUCACGGAAGGUAUUCCCGGUCCAGUAACACGAUUGGUGGUGCUGGCGAACAGAGGAUUGGCCAAUCUGAUACAGGAUUUGAUCUUGCGCAUUGCGGCAACCAGCGAAAAGUUCGUCAACUUCAAGGCCAAACUGAUUACAGCUUUGAUCUAAGCUUGCUGGCCCCAUCAGCUGCAGGAUGCUGUCUUCAUCUCAUACUUAUUGCCUUUUCCCCAUACUUAAUACUCUGCAUACACCGUGAAACAUUACUUUAGACCAAUUAUGAUUAGCUGAAAUUUCAAUAAUAUGUAUUAGACACAAAUCAUUACAAGGCAGCAAAAAUAUUUAGUGAAAAGCGCAGAGAAAAUUAUGUAACCAAUAGGAAUGUUUGAAAAAUUAUAGCAUAUUUAUUUAGUAUGAUCACAUGCAGGACAACAAACAUUUAAUGUAAAUUUAGAAAAUGCUAAACUAUCCACAUCCACAAACGUGAGAAGUACACAUAUACAUCAAUCACUGAAUCCGAAGGCUUUUUGUAAAAAACCGUCAACAGAAGUGACCACCCAACCAUAUUUUUCGAAACAAACAUGCAAACGAACUAUCAGCAAUUUCCGUUGAGCUACUCCUAAUUGUAUUUAUUUUUAAAUGAGCUGAACGGUGAUAACACAAAAAUAUAAUGCAAUGUAUAAACUGAGCUAAUACACGAAUAAGCAAGACGAAAAAACGGAGAAAACCCAGAUUUCCAAAACGAAGUUGCAGAGCUGCGUUGUUGAGCGACGCGUCGCUGUACUCCCCUAACAUGCCGAUAACGAUUAUAAGGUGCGCAAGUGGACUAAAACAAAUAAACGACGCAUUUAUGAAGUGAAGUAGAAAAGUCUAAAUAUUCACACUCAUCGCCAUCCGUGCAGCACACUAAAGCUAUAAUCGAUUUCAAACCAGCUAUCAUCUAACGCGAUCGUACUUCUUUUAUCGAUUACCGAUUACUGUUUACUGAGGCUGUAGUCGCAUAAUUCCACUCAACCAUUCCAUUACUGCUUGUACAUAAGGGCUAUUACUUCGAUAACUGUUUUUUUUUUCAACUACAAUUCUUCACAACUUUAUUACUAUUUUAUGUAUAUACAUAUUUCUUCCUAUAUAAAUAUUUCCUUUAUUAUAAUUAUAUAAAAAAAAACCUUAAAUGACUGUGGUGUUUUAUAAACUAUGUACUUAAUUUUUAUUGUAUUUUGUGUUUUAAGUUUAAAAAUCUUAAAAUCACAUUACUUGCAAUCGGUGGCACAAAAGGUUGUUGCUACAAACAAACUAAACUUGAACUUGUCAAAAUUCUUGCUCGAUAGUUGUUGUUAAAUUUAUUUGGCUUAACUAAUUUACAAAAAAAAAAAAGAAAAAUUAUAUAUUUUUAAUAGAACGGAACAGUGAGAAAUAUGUUCAAAGGAAUGUUGUCAAUAAUUUAAAUUAAGUUAAACGAAAUCCAUAUGAAAUUUAGUUUAAGUAUUUUUGUUUAAUUUUAUGACUUUUUUAUUUUGCUCUUAAUUUGUAAACGAUUUUUUGUAAUUUUUGUAAAAUCCCUAAUUUUAAAUGGUUACCUUUCAGAUAUGAGCUACUUACUCGUCAAAUAAUAUAUAUACAAUGGCAUGGAUUAUUUGUUAAAAUACAGAAAGUAAAAAACACUAUCUUCCACAAUUGUAUAUAUGUAUGUAUAUCUCGAAACAUUUGCAUAGCAAAUUUUUGAAAAUUAUUUACAAAAUCCAAAUUUUGUAUAACUGUAUGUAUAUUUGCUUAUAAAUUUAAUUCUG